AUGGCAAGACCGCAAGUUGCCAGCAGCGAAGAGGGCGUUGGCUCUAAUGAGCGAGCACCUCUUCUCAACUCGUCUCCCACGCAGAGCAGCACGAAUGAUGGAGUCCCUCCUCGCAUCACUCGCCGUCUAUACGUGUCGCACUUCCUGUCCACUUGGAACUCUCGCGUCUUUGAAUUUGGGGCCGUACUUUACCUGGCAAAGAUCUUUCCAGGAACAUUAAUGCCAAUGUCAGUGUAUGCACUCACUCGUGGGCUGUCAGCAAUUUUCUUAGCCUCGGCCAUUGGGCAGUACAUUGACACUGGUAACCGUCUCAAUGUCGUCCGCGUGUCGAUUGUCUUUCAACGUCUGGUUGUAGCGGCUUCAUGUGUCUUAUUUUAUUUGAUGAAGACCAAGCUUCUGUCUGGUAAGAGUGCGGACGUUGGGCUACUGGUUCUCACUUCAUUCUUCGCUUGCAUCGAAAAGCUGUGCUCCAUCAUGAACCAAGUUUCUGUUGAGAAAGACUGGGUUGUUGUUGUGGCCGGCAGUCAUACGUCUUCGCUUCGGACGAUGAAUGCACAAAUGCGCCGCAUCGAUCUGCUCUGCAAGCUCCUCGGGCCCCUUUCCAUCGCCCUGAUCGACGGCAUAUCGACCGAUACUGCCAUCAUCUUCAAUUUCACCAUGAACGUCUCUUCUGUGGUGAUUGAGUACCACGCCAUCGCACGUGUCUACUACGAGGUUCCAGCACUACAGGCGAAUAAGCGUGAUGGCCGCUCACCCGAUUUGACUGCCAUAGGAGCUCCUCGAGCUUCAACUGGCCGACUUAACGGCUUGGCUCAACGCUUGAAGUUCAUCGCGAAGAAGUCCGUGGAUGACAUGCGACUCUACGUUCGUCAUCGCGCGUUCCUCCCAUCUUUCGCUGGUGCUUUGCUUUAUUUCACAGUAUUGAGCUUCGGCGGUCAGAUGGUCACCUACUUGCUCUCCACUGGAUAUUCCGCUACCGAAAUUGGCAUUGCGCGAACCUUAAGCGUAGCCUUCGAGGUCCUGGCGACCUGGAUUGCGCCGUGGCUGAUGGAGUUGAUCGGUCCUGUGAGGGCGGGCUUGUGGAUGAGCAGUUGGCAAGUAUCCAUGUUGGCAGCGGGAACUGCAAUCUUCUGGGCAUGCCAGGAUGAGCCUUGGCUUUCAGCGACUGGCCUGGUUGGAGGAACUGUUCUCAGCCGUGUAGGACUCAGAGGAUUCGAUCUUUGCACUCAGAUAAUCGUGCAAGAAGUGAGUGCUGCCAAAGCGUAA
Messenger RNA from Colletotrichum gloeosporioides, 1266 nucleotides. Its product is annotated as Solute carrier family 40 member 1. The transcript is spliced from 3 exons. NCBI's taxonomy places the organism in Eukaryota, Fungi, Ascomycota, Sordariomycetes, Glomerellales, Glomerellaceae. Bases 1 to 1266 code for a protein of 421 amino acids. Gene Ontology annotation, biological process: iron ion transmembrane transport. The record is from RefSeq and is a predicted model, not a curated record. Gene Ontology annotation, cellular component: membrane. Gene Ontology annotation, molecular function: iron ion transmembrane transporter activity.